Cajanus cajan (pigeon pea) is the source of this 1140-nucleotide messenger RNA. The record is from RefSeq and is a predicted model, not a curated record. Lineage: Eukaryota; Viridiplantae; Streptophyta; Magnoliopsida; Fabales; Fabaceae.
AUGAACUCUCUCUCGUUGGUAAGCAUAAGACAAGAAAAGAAGGAAUCCCUUCGGACCUUCAUCUGCCGAUUCAACAAAGCGGCAUUGGAGAUCCGAGACCUAAAUCUGGCCAUUGCUCUUCACCACCUGACCACUGCUUUGAAACCAGGUCCUUUUGCUAACAACAUCUGUAAGAAACCCCCGUCUGACAUGGAUGACUUGCGUCGGCGUGCCGACAAAUACAUGCAGAUGGAGGAACUAUCUGAGUUUCGCAACCAAGCAAGAGCGAAGAUAAUUGUUAAGGCCGAGAAGCCAGCCGAGAGCAUCUUUCGGAGUCGCCCGAAAGAACUUGUCCUCCGAGACAAACCUGUCUGCAGGUCGAGAUACUCUCAUUACACCCUGUUGAACACUAGCCGAUCGGCUGUCUUGGACCAGGCACUCGCGUCAGAAGUCCUGGCCGUGCCGAAGCGAGCCUUAACCCCUCCGCGUGCCGACACAAUCAAAUCUUGCAAGUACCAUCGGAAACGAGGCCACUCAACCGAGGAAUGCGUAGCCCUGAAAGAUAAAAUCGAGGAUCUAAUCAAGCAAGGGCAGCUUCAACGUUUUGUCGAUCGACCCCGCUCCCCCCGACACGAUGAUCGCCGGCAUCGUGGGGAACAGCAUGACCGAGAUAGAUCCGACAAGCGUCCUUACAGGGAACAAAGCCGGUUGAGGGGCCGAAAGGAGGACGAGCCGGCAACCCAACCUCGAAGAAUCAUCAACACUAUCGUCGACGGAUUCGCAAGCGGCGGCCCCACCUCUUCAGCUCAAAAGAGACACCUACGAGCCGUCCGAGCUGUACACUCGGUCGAACGCACUCACCGGAGGUUGCCGGCCAUCACAUUCAUCGAAACUGAUUUUAAAGGUAUUGAUCUUGAUCAAGAUGACCCCAUGGUUAUCAGCAUUGAGAUCCACAACUGCAUUGUUCGGAAGACGCUGGUCGAUCAGGGAAGCUCGGCUGACAUCCUCUAUUGGAAUACCUUUAAACAACUCGGCAUACCAGAAGCCGAAUUAACGAACCCUUGGUUGGAUUCUCCGGCGAACGUGUUCAAACCAAAGGGUACAUCAAGUUGUCCACUCGCUUCUGCUUCGAUGGAGCCGAAACCCGAGACAUCCCGAUGA